This is a messenger RNA of Naegleria lovaniensis, 795 nucleotides long. RefSeq lists its product as uncharacterized. Bases 1 to 795 code for a protein of 264 amino acids. The transcript has 2 exons. Lineage: Eukaryota; Heterolobosea; Eutetramitea; Acrasida; Naegleriidae. The record is from RefSeq and is a predicted model, not a curated record. Gene Ontology annotation, cellular component: nucleus. Gene Ontology annotation, biological process: error-prone translesion synthesis; error-free translesion synthesis. Gene Ontology annotation, molecular function: DNA-directed DNA polymerase activity; deoxycytidyl transferase activity.
AUGUCGCCCAACACCACCAGCCCCGAAGAAUCAGCAACAACACCUCCCAAACUUUUUCAUACAGGAAAGGUCUUGCGAGAAAGGAGUAGUAGCAGGCAUCAUUCCGAAACAUUGUCUUCGAAAUGGCCAUACCCUCCCUCUAAAUCAUCGAGAUGUUCAACGAGCGCAAAUACGGACGCGAAUACACAUGAAGAUCAUUCUUCUUCUUCGUUGCAAGAAUUGGAACAUAAUUCAGAAUCAAAUCAUUCCGAAGAGGGCUAUUGGAGUAUGAGAACUCGUAAAUUAAUUUCUCAACAUCAAUCCAUGAGCAAAACGAAUACUGAAAUAUAUGGACGAGUCGCGAUGAAGCAACAACACAUGGAGCUUUCCAAUUCUUCUUCUCGUAAACCUUCAAUCACAAUAACGCCUUCCACAACUAGCUGUGCUAGCCAUGAAGAAAGCAAAUCUCCUCCCGUUCAAAUCAAUGCUCAAUUAUUCAAAGGCUUAGUCUUCUUUUUCAACAGCAUUCGAGGCGAAGGAAUUCAUUCUCAAUUUCAUUUAACCAAGCUGGCUAGUAUUCAUGGUGCAACAGUGUUACCAAACCCUUCACGAAAAAGAAAGCUUACACAUGUGAUAGCAUCCAACCUUCCAAAUAGUAAGGUUGAACGAAUGGAGAAAAAGAAACACAUUACAAAUACUCAUGUUAAAUAUGUUAAUCCUCAAUGGAUUAAGGAUUGUAUUUCACAGAAUAGAGUUUUACCUGAAGCAAAGUAUUUGUUAACAAACAAUGAAAAUGGUCAGAAAAAGAUAAUGUAA